AUGACAUCCUCAGAGGAUGAUUACUGGGACAACGAGACUGACUGGCAAGCUUUAACAACUCAACAGGCGUCUCAACCCGCUCAGGUUACCCAGGAACCGACUAGUAUCGCCGUUACUCCUAGUGUUGGAGGGCAUCACACUGUUACAGAGCACACAGUCUCUUCAAGCAAUGUGCCUCCUUCUUCAACCGCACUGAACGAUAAUUCUGUGGAUUCUUCUCGUGAUUCCUCUGGUUCAAAUGCCAUCAAUGAAAACCACGGGACACCGCAUACUCUCGACAACACACCAAGAAUAAACGAGCCGCCUUCAACCAAUCCAGAUUCCCCGAUUGUAGCGACACCCGCAAGCCUUCCUAGUUCAUCGACUAAUCGACAGAUAUCUUCGUAUCCGAGUGGAAGUAAUACGGGGCAAUCCAGUAGCAGUAGAAAUAUAGUCUCAAGACGGAACCCUGAGAAUGCAAAGCGAAUAUCAAGCAUAUUGGAAGGACUAAAUUCCCCUGACGAUACACAAAAGGAAUCACGAAAACGCUCUGCGCAGAUGUCUCGCGACGGAGGGUCUACUUCACACAGCAAUUCACCUUCACCGAGGAAGAGGGUUCGGCCCAUUCCAAACUUUUCUAUUGCAAACACCGUUCAAAAACACAUAGAACUCUUAAGGUCCAACGGAGUGGAGGAAUGGGCCGAUGGCGGCGCAAAAUGGAAAGAAAGGGAGCUCAGAAAAAAAACGUACGAGGUCAUGCAAGCGGCAACUAAAGUAACUGCGAACGCCGCUGCAAACACCAUUAUCGACAAUGAUCGGGCGGUCACUGCGACGCACGAAUGCG
This is a messenger RNA of Acaulospora colombiana, 823 nucleotides long. NCBI's taxonomy places the organism in Eukaryota, Fungi, Glomeromycota, Glomeromycetes, Diversisporales, Acaulosporaceae. The record is from the annotation of a GenBank genome assembly.